AUGCCGUACGAAGAUAUCAUCUCCAGUCACUCUGUGAACACCGCUGUCCCACUCAUUCUGGUCCGCGAGCUCCUACCUCUGAUGGGCCAAAUAGCAGCAUCUGUCGAUGCGUCGUCCAUACCCAGCAAGCCAUUAGCUUGUAUCAUCAAUGUCUCUUCACACGAAGGCAUUUACGGAUCCUCAGCCAACAGCGGAGAAAAGGGUGGGCACCAUGUUUGCACCAAGGCCUCCAAAACCGGGCUCCAUAUUAUCACGGAAACAGAGGCGGCAGCCUGCUGGAAGUCCAGACAUGAACACGACUGA
Molecule: messenger RNA, 303 nt
Organism: Letharia columbiana
Lineage: Eukaryota; Fungi; Ascomycota; Lecanoromycetes; Lecanorales; Parmeliaceae
Exons: 1
Coding region: 1-303 (100 amino acids)
Source: RefSeq, a predicted model, not a curated record